This is a messenger RNA of Nothobranchius furzeri (turquoise killifish), 12841 nucleotides long. It is a transcript of the gene znf385b, whose product is annotated as zinc finger protein 385B. Gene Ontology annotation, molecular function: nucleic acid binding; zinc ion binding. Gene Ontology annotation, cellular component: nucleus. The record is from RefSeq and is a predicted model, not a curated record. NCBI's taxonomy places the organism in Eukaryota, Metazoa, Chordata, Actinopteri, Cyprinodontiformes, Nothobranchiidae.
AAAGAAGUGAAUUCCCAUGAUCCACAUAGUCAGUACAAAUUAAGAGCUUAACUCACAUGAGACUAAUAACAUUUACAUGAUUACAGCUCCCUUCCUUUAUUCAUUCCCUUUCUCUUCUUCCUUUUCUCUCUUAUUUUUUUGAUCAGAUAUUCAUUUUUCCCAGAAAGCCCACAGAAAUCCUCUCUUUUCUCCAUCUUUGUUUUUCCCACAAACUGUGUUUGAAUAAGUUAGCUCUCUUGUGCUAUAAAGGUCAGCUUGCUGUCCUGCUCAUUCCUCAUUCAUAAUGAGCUGUGAAAUGGACAGAUAUUAAUAGACCCAUAUGUUUGUGUGAGUGUGUGUGUAUGUGCGUGCAUGCGUGUGUGCAUGUUUGUGUGUGUGUAUGUGUGUGUGUGUGUGUGAGUGUGCAUGCGUGCGUAUUUGGGUGUGUAUGUGCGUGUGCAUGCAUGUGUGUUUGUGUGUGUGUGUUAGACAUAAGAACAGAGCAGGUGUUGAUGUGUGGUCUUUUGUUGAUGUAUUCAGCAGUGUAUGAAUAGACCUUGCUGACAAAUUCUCUCUCUGAAAGUAGCGUGUGGUGAUGACACGAGGCUCAGAUGUGGGAGCUUGGUGACAUUAUACAGAAUGACUGCAUUCAAACCAACAACGCUCUGCCUACCUGACGUAUGCAAACAUAAAUGAACAAGUCAGAGUUCUUUCAUAACUGUCUAAGACACAUCAGGAGAUGUGAUGACUUGCACAUUAGCUCUACUGCAUGAAUAGUAGAGCCGCACCACAGAUGGAGACAUAAACUAGGCUUAUCAGUGGUUGAAUUGGUGCUACAAACACAAAUGUACAGAUCUUCCUAUGAUGUUGCAUGAUGAAGUUUGUUGAAAAGUAAGAAUAUUGUGAGAGCAAAAGAUUCUGGCAUCCUCAUGCAAAUGCUUUAUUUUGAUUUAGCAGUGCCAUCAAUGUUGUUUAACAGCUUGCUCAAAUCAUGCACUUUUACUACCUGAUGUGAUUUCUAAGCUGUUAAAUCAAAAGAAAAUUAGUUAUCAUCUAGAUGGUCAGACAAUUGAGUCAAAACAACUUUCUCAAGAACCUUAGAAAGCAAUUGCAGUGUAGAAAUAGGUCGAUAAUUGGAUAAUACCGAGACAUCAAGACCAGGUUUCUUGAGAAGGGGGUUGAUUACAGCCCAAUAAGAGUCAGAAUUUUCGAUAAUGAUACAUUUUCGAUUUAUUGCCCAGCCCUAGCUCAGAGUGAUCAAUCAUAUUUAGAAAUAACAAGAAAAAAACUGUUUCUCUGUGAAUUUGGCCUUUAAAUUGAUUUUCAAUUAAUUUUCUUUCAGAGGUUAAUUAUUUAACCUCCAGCUUAGAGUGCUGGAGGACAUACUGAUCACUUUCCACACUCUAUACUUUCUUCUACAGUUUGCACUUUAACUGCAUUAUUUCCUGCUCUUUCAGCUGUUAAUUUAAAAUUUUCUCUGUUUUUCUUCCUAAAAGAAGCUGCAAUGAUGUUCUGCUGAGCUAUAGCCUCAUGGAGGGGGGUCAUCGGCUUGAACACUGUUGCUAACCGCUUAAACAUUCUCCCUCACCUGAUAAUAACAUUUUACUUUCUUUGACAUGAAUGUGCUACUACUAGUUUACCCAUUUACUUAUAUAUUCACUAGGAUAAAUACAAUAAAGUUUAUCUCUCACUAAAUAGAAUAUUUACUAAGAAAUCACAAUGUAACCAUAGAAACACUACUUGGUAUAUAUGUUGUGAAGAUGUGUGUGUGUGUCUGCUCUGUCUUGUCGAUCCCCAGUGAGUCGUGGAGGAUGGCUGCUUAUACUGAGCCAGAAUCCUCUGGAGGUUUCUUCCUGUUAAAAGGGAGUUUUCCUCUCCACUGUGGCUAAAUGCUUGCUUGGUAUGAGGAUUGUUGUAAAGUCACUGACACUAGUCAGUGAUUUGAUGCAAUUUGCUGGGUUCCUUAUAUAGGAAACUUUUUUCUGAUUGGCUUAAUGAACUGACCUGUAUUGGAAUGUUUAUUAUGUGAAGUGCCUUGAGAUGACGCUUGUCGUGAUUUGGUGCUAUAUAAAUAAACUUGAAUUCAAUUGAAUAGAAAUGUAGUCAUUAACAUCAGUUGUGAAUUUUGGCCAAAUUUAGCCAAAAGCAACCUGACAACUUUAUUCUGUUGAACCUUUAAACAUGCAUAAUCCAGUGCAGGCUGUCAGUGCAACUAUAAAUGACCUACCUAAAGUACCUUUCUGAGUCAGAGGACUCCAAAGUGUUUUAUAACUUGAUUCAUUCACACUCACAUUCACAUGCCAAUGGUGAUGAGCUAUUGGAGCCACAGCUGCCCUGGGGCACACUGGCAGAGGCGAGGCUGCCGAACACAGGCGCUCAGACCCGCUGACCACCACCAGCAGGCAUGAGGGGCAAAGCGUCUUUACCAAGGACAUAACUGCCAGAGCCUGGGUUAAACCCUGCAACCCUCUGAUUACAGGACAAACUCAUAACCCCUGAACCACCGUCACCCCAAACCACAUUACAAGAUUAACAUCAGUAAAACAAAACUCAGCUUAUGUUUAUCAGAGGUAAAAUCACUUUAAAGAGUAACUAAACCCCAAAAUAACUUCUUUUUUUUGCUAAUUAACUGUAUAAUUGGGUCUUUACAAAUUUAGUCUUUCUGUUUCUGUGCAUUUUUUGACAUGUUUGUGUAAACUUGAUUAAAUCUGGAAUCUAGGUCUAAAAACGUCUUAGUGCUGCCCCCUGUGGCAGAACUGUGGCUACUGCAUUUUAAACUUGCGAUUGACUGGGGCUGGAACAAUUUCACAUCAUUGAUUCGGUACAGUCUCUUCCCAUUCCCCCUCCCUCCCAGGAUGGAAAUUCCCCACACUUGGCCAUGCCACUCUGUGCCUCCUGGCAACGCCCACUUUAAUGGCAGUUUUCAAAUCUUGACUAGAUGUGGAGUGACAUUUUCUGAUGGCGUGCAGUCCCUCUUUAAAGGUAGUUUUCAUGCAAACUUCCACCUUGAUCCACGUGACAAGGAGCCAGUCUGGGCUAAAGAUAGCUGGCUCUCGUGGUAUAAUGGGUAAAAACUUCUGCACCUUUCCUUACUCCUCUGCUUAUAAAUAUAAAACACAGAGCUACAGAUCAGAGCUUGUUUUGUCUCUGUUUUAUCCUCCAUAUUUUAUCCACUAAAGCAUGGAGAAAGUCUCAUGAGAUAGAGUACAAAAAGUUCAGUCAGUUGUUGCCUCAAGAGUCUUAAAAGUCCUGCUUUAGAGGAAGGAAAGAGAGAUCAGCUGAGAGACUCUAGAGCACAGUCGUCCCCACCGUGUGCCAUUGGGCUAGCCUAGUGAACUAGACCAAAUUCUUGCUUUGCAAAGUUUGGUCUAGGAAUGCUCCAUUGGAACCUUUGCAGCUCCUAGCAGCAUUCUGGCUGGCCAAUCACAUCUCCCUAGAGGGGUUUCAAACACAGCAGUGAUUGGUCCAUAAUGGUGGGCCACACAUAGCGCUUUAUCUUCUUUGUGAACCAAUCACAGCGCUAUAACCGCUUGUGGGCCAAUCAGGGCCCUCUAUUCGUCUGGUGGGCAGGAAGAUGCAACAGAGUGGAACAAGAUGGCGACAGCUUGUUUGAAAUGACUUUUACAUCAAUUUUUGACUAUAUGGACUUGGGCUUUAUUAGAUGUUUUUAGGUUCCUUUUUUAGUAAAAAGGAUGUAUUUUUGCCUUCAACACCGUUUACCGACAUCCGUUAGAGUGAGUAUGUCACGUUGUUCAUUGUCCACUAGCAUGCAAGAUUGUUUGAAAGACAAUGAUAGAACCCGCCCCACAACUGAGAGCCAUCAAUGGAGCGUUGCGAUUUAUUACUACUAUUUAUUUAGUCUCGUUUGCCAGGCUACCAUUGGGCCACAUUUGAACACAAUGUUUGAACACAUGGUCGGUUGACAGCCUCUCAAGAGGAGACCUGAUUGCUCACAAAUGCACUUAUUUGGUUGUUUGUGUUGCAAAAAGGCCUCAGCACCAUGUAUGUUUUCAGUUCUAUUUUUCUCUCAAGUUAAUUUUCUCUGUGUUUACCAUGUUUGAUCUCAUUAUUAACACAACAUUUUGAACAUCAUAGCGCACAGAAGUGGUGUGAACAUGCCCUCAAUUACUGGACCCAAACAAAGACCCAAAGAUUCUUGUUUUGUGCACAACACCAGAGCUUCUGAGUCAGAGAUACUCCGGGCUGACCGCUGGGUAAAACCAGGUGGAACACAGAGGUCUCCCGAAAGCUGCUGAAAGCCGUCAGCCUGCGCAGCAGACAGAAGCCGCGAUCAGACAGAGAUGCGCCGAGCUGCGGGGAGGGGAGAACCACAAGCCGGCUGGCAGCCCGCGCAGCAGACAGAAGCCGCGAUCAGACAGAGGUGCGCCGAGCUGCGGGGAGGGGAGAAACGGGUGGAAAACAUCGGUCUCCCGAGAGCUCCACAAGCCGAUAGUCGGAACCCAGCUCCACCAACAUUUUAUAUUUCAACCCAUUUUCUAAAGUGCAGCAUUAUGUUAAAUGUACUGGGUUUUACCCUAUUACAUUUAAAUUUCAUGGUUAAACAGUACAUGUUAAAAUCUAAGCUCAGCUCGGCAGUGACCUAAAAUAUAUAAAUACAAUUUUACUUACCGAAAAAAAUGAAGUGGAGACUCCUUGGAUGCUCUAUUAGUGCAAUUAAUGCCACAACAAGUCAUUUUUUCCAACAAUUGCACAAAUAAUAUCCAAAACAGAAUACACAAACACAGAGACUCAAAAUCCCGGAACAGUUUCCAGGCCAGACCGAGGCUCUACUGAGACCUUUCGACGGAGCUAGCUCUGUGGUCACGUGGGUCUUAGGCGGCGGUCACGUGGGUCUGAUGCUCAUUAAUUAUACAGAAUUUUAGGCUUUUAAUACACUUAAACAGAAGAGUGAGAAAAAAAUUCACCCCCCUCAGAGUUGUCAUGAGUGUAAACUAGAUCAUUUAAACCAAAAACAUGUUUUGGUACCAGGCUGUAAACAUGUUUAUUUCUGCUGUGAAAUUGGUAUUUUUAACAUGGGAGUCAAUGAGGAUUUGCUCGCUUCUGACACCAGCCCCCAGCGGAUGGAACUGCAAUUUUUGGUACUUCUGGGUUGGCCUCAAUUUUUGAGCAGCAUUGUGGGGGCUUGGGUGGGACGGGUCCUGACUGUUGUCUGUGCUUAUGCAUCAAACUACCAUUCAAACUACCCACUCUUUUUGAAGUCCUUGGAGGAGGUGCUGGAAAGCGCUCCUUCCUCUAACUCCCUCGUUCUGCUGGGGGACUUUAAUGCUCACAUGGGCAACGACAGUGAGACCUGGAGAGGUGUGGGUGGGAGGAACGGCCCCCUGAUUUGAAUUCAAGCAGUGUUGUGUUAUUGGACUUCUGUGCUCAUUAUGGAUUGUCCACAGUGAACACCAUGUUCAGACAUAAAGGUGUCCAUAUGUGCUCUUGGCACCAGGAUACUUUGGCCGCAGAUCAAUGAUCAACUUUGUUUCAUCUGAUCUGCGGUCACAUGUCUUGGACACUUGGUUGAAGAGAGGGGCGGAGCUGUCAACUGACCAUUACCUAGUGGUGAGUGGUGGGGGAAGAUGCCGGUCAGACCUGGCAGGCCCAAAUGUAUGGUGAGGGUCUGCUGGGAACCUCUGGCAGAGUCUUCUGCCAGAAGAAGUUUCAAUUCACACCUCUGACAGAACUUCCAAAAUGUUCUGGAGUGGCGGGGUACAUUGAGUCCAAGUGGGCCAUGUUCCAUGCUUCCAUUGUUGAAGGUGAGAGUUGGACUCUGUCAAGGCUGCCCUUUGUCAUCAAUUUUGUUCAUAACUUUUAUGGACAGGAUUUCUAGGUGCAGUCAAUGUGUUGACGGGAUCCAUUUUGGUGGCCUAAGGAUUGAGUCUCUGCAUUUUGCAGAUGAUGUGGUCCUGUUGGCUUCAAAAGAACAUGAUAUCUGGCUCUCUCUGGAGCAGUUCACAGCUGAGUGUGAAGCAGGAUGAGAAUCAGCCAGGGAAUCCCUUAGGAUUUCUCUGGAGGAGUUGGCCCAAGUGGCUGAGUUUGAGGGACGUCUGAGCCUCCCUGCUUAGGCUACUGCCUCCACGACCUGACUGGAUAAGCAGAUGAAAAUGGAUGGAUGAAUGAGAGCAAAACUUGGUUUGGCUAAUAGAAGAUAACUGUUAGCAUUAGCAACUCCAAAAUACGGCAGAACUCCUUCUGGCUUGAGUUAUUGGUGGAGGUAAACCAUCAGCAUUGCAUAGUGAAUGGAGGCGGUAGUAGCCAAGAGGAUCCUGUCUGAUUCCUCGGCCAAUGAGAGGUACUCCCUCUGCUUUGGCAACAGGAGUUUUACCAGUGCCGGGGCAGCUGACUCUUUGUUCACAGACAUGUCCAUUCACAGGGUCACUAGUGUGGAGGAACGCAGGGACGACAUGAGGUAGUUCUGCUCACAUCCUUUAUUCACUCCAAGUGAGUCAUAUAUACUGGAUAUUUAAUUUCCACAGGCUCGAAUUAUAAGGUUUUGCUUCCAAAUGGGAGGUUCCCACCACCGCCAUGUUGACCGUGUCACAUAUUUUGUCAUGCCCAGACAAUCCAAAAAUGGUAAAAGGGCUGGGGCUGAGUGUGGGGCUGUUACAUUUGGAACAGUGUUGGAACAAAUGAACCAGUGUAGCUACUAGCUAACUCAGCUAACCCAAGAAGCUAAGAAGGGGCUCUGGGGUCCGGGGUAACGCACCCACACGGCCGACUGACUCCCGUGCAAGGCUGUAAUCAUGCUGGUCAUCUGUGGAGAUCUAAUAUGGACCGGGACUGUUAAAUUACAAGCAGAGCCUCAGACUGGUGUGAUCGUAGCCAGGCGCCGUGGCCUUUUACAUCAGCUCAUGCUCCAUGGUCGGAGAUGAGUGGGACAUCAGCUAUAUGAUAACCCGAAGCUAACAGAGUUUUUCCGGGUGUUUUUAGCAAGAAAAACAUGGUAGAGCGACUUCAAAGUGAAGGCACUGUGAUUCCGGCCUGCUUAGUAACAAAAUCAUAAGUAGGUAAGCUGACUGACGAUAGUGGGCUUCGCUGGUCCAGUGCGGUCAAAGAUCUACGAGUCCACCGUUGUCGAUGCUCCCAGCUCUGAAAGUCAACACGGAGCUGGGAGCCAAAUGACAAGCGAUGUUAUGGUAAACACAUACCCCCCAUUCAACCAGCAAACUGUUAGGAGGAUUUGACAAAUGUGUCACCCAAUUGGCUGAAUACAGUCACAUGACCCGUCCCACGUGAUUGUUAUAUGUACCGGGGUGCACUCAAGAGCAGUAGGAGCUCAGGGCUUCACUUAAUGUAACGCUGUACAAAGCAGUUUUUAAAAAGUGGGUCAAAUCUACGCCCCGCAUGGGACAGCCUAAUUUAGAUAAAAAUACGGGAAGUCCCAGCUAAUGCGGGAGAGGUGGCAACCCUACUUUGGCAACAAGUGAAGAGGUAAAUGUGUAAAACAACAAUGUUCAUGAAUGGAAAAAGUUUUGUAACCGUUUGUUACAAAUCAGUAAAUGCAUUUUGUCCUCACAGGCUCCUGUAAAAGGAAACAUGGCAUCUAAUAUGGCGUUGCCCUGUGACAUAGACCUGCACCCAUGUAUUUUAGACCCGAUUUUAAUUGUUCUAUGUUAUGAAGCCACCAACAUUUUCCAAUAACUGGGCAUUUAAUUCAUUUUCAACAACACUUUGAUGGAUAUUUCCAGAGAUUAACAGUAAAAAUGCACGUUGUCAUUUUAAGGAGAUAUUUGGUAAGAAUUUUACAAGGUUAGUAGAACAAAUUGUAGAGAUAUGAAGAAACACUACAUGAUUCUUGUUCUUUCUUUUCCAGAUUUUCUCUUAGAAAGAGAAAAAAAACAUGAUGCCAUGAACUGUCUGAGUGAGGGAGUCACGCAGUGACAGAGUGAGGGAGAAACAGGGAUUUCCACUGAGACAGAGAGGCUGUCCUCACUACUCAACCUAAAUAGCAUCACCUCAGUGAUUCACUCACAUGUUCACUCUGUCUCUAUGUGGACGGAUGUCAGCGAAUCCUCAGCCACUACACACGUGUCUCUUUACAUUCACACGCACCGAAGGCGAGCCUCCGCUGUUUGUUUUGGGCUUUUCUCUUCGACGGUUUUAGUUACUGGGAGGUGGGAGGAGCAGAUGAUCGAGUGCAGAGGGGGGAGGUGGAGGCAGAGGAGGUGAACAGCUGUCCAUGAUGUGGAGUAGUAUCCAGAGUCGAGGAAAUGGAAGUGGUGCAGUGGGCGGGGCGUUGCCAGGUCUCAUUGGUGCCACUAGUUCCUCAGUGAUGGUGAAAUCCUUCCUGCCUUUUCCUGUAGAGACGACAUCACCAGUUGGACUUUUCCCAAACUUCCACACGAUGGACCCGGUACAGAAGGCCGUCAUCAAUCACACCUUUGGUGUUACCAUGGUACCUAAAAAGAAGCAGGUCAUCACUUGUCAUGUCUGCCAGCUGAGGUUCAACUCUGAUUCUCAGGCAGAAGCUCAUUACAGAGGCAGCCGUCAUGCCAAGAAGCUCAAAUCUCAAGAGAACAAGGCCAAAGCCAAGCUGCCCGUCACGGUGGAGACCAAUGGGAGCAGCUGUGGUCCUGCUGGCCCCGCCCACUCUGUCUCCACUAGCAACAGCUCCAUUCAGCACUCGGAACUCCCAUCCAGCCCCAGUGACCUCCAAUCUCCUCUCAGAUCCUCACUCCUCUCCUCCACCUCUCCCCUCUCUUCCUCCUCCUCCUCCUCCAGCAGAGCAGGGAGUGAGCCUCCCUCCUCCAGCCCCCCAUCUGUUCUUCCAGCUCUAGGCCUCUUGUCUUCUUCCUCCUCAUCCUCCAAAUCUCUGGCUUCAGUCACCUCCACCUCCUCCACUGCUCCUCCUUCACAGACCUGCUCCCAGGAUGCCCCUCAGUCUGCAGAGUCAGAAGAGGAAAAGGCAAAGAAGCUGUUGUACUGCUCUCUUUGUAAAGUCGCUGUCAACUCUCUGUCUCAGCUGGAGGCUCACAACGCAGGUUCAAAGCACAAAACCAUGCUGGAAGCUCGCAGUGGAGCCGGGCCGAUCAAAGCUUUUCCCCGAGCCGGAUCCAAGCUGAAAAACGGCAGCAGCCCCAGCCUGAAGGGCUCCGGGCUGCAGAACAAAACCUUCCACUGCCAGAUCUGUGACGUCCACGUCAACUCUGAGAUCCAACUCAAACAGCACAUUUCCAGCAGGAGGCACAAGGACAGAGUUGCAGGGAAACCCAGCAAACCCAAAUACAGCCCGUACAACAAACCACAGCGCAGCUCCCACUCCCAGGAGCUGGUGAAGCCCUCCCUCUCUCCCUCCUUUCUCUCCUCUCCCUUUGCCUCUCCUCCUCCUCCUAUCUCUCUACCUGCCUCCUCCAUUUCCUCCUCACCCCUCCUAUCACCCACCUCCUCUCCCCUUACCCCCACCAUCUCUCUCCACCCUCGUCCCCCGUCGUCCUCGUCCCUCUUCACCGCCUCCUUCCUGCGUCCAGCUCCCGGACCAAUCAGAGCCAGCCAAGGAUCCAUUCUCUUCUCACCCUACUGAUGACAAUGGGACAGUUGGGGAGAUGAACCAGCAACCUUUUGACCUCUGACCUACUGAUUGUUGGCGCUUCAGGGAAAGUGCAGAUCCGUUGUCAUGACAACAGCCUCCUCAGCAGACUGAGGCUUCACACAGAAACAUGAAAGGACAAAAACUUCUGCUGCUUCUGUCUGGAUCAGAUUUCUUUUGAACCAACUGCUCUGAGGGUGGAAAUGUUGCUUUAAAUGAUCGGAACCGAAACAGAGCCUGACAAAACAAGAACCCGAUACUCGGUGUCUGGAAAGCAACAAGUAUAAGUGACAGACGAUCAGAAACAUUCAGCUGGCUGUUUGUGAAAGUCUAAAACAUCUCAAAAGGCCAAGUAACAAAGCAGCAAUGAAGAGGAGCUGGUGACAGUUUGUUUCAUCUUAACAGGCUGAAGGUGAACCUGCUGUUGCUCUAAGGUGGACACAAAGGUCUCGACCCAGAGCUUGGGUCCAGUCACAUCCUAGGAGUCAAGAGGAGGGACGUAGGACCCGUUCUUCCUCCUGACGGGAUAAACCGGCUCAAACGAGACGUCAGAAACUUUAGAUGACUAAAAUGAUGUCUGUCAUCAACAACCUGCUGCUGCUGUCGUCGUGCUGUCCCUGAGCGCAUGUUUCUAGCUGAAUUAGUGGAAUUCACAGGUAUUUGUAUCUGUUUUCAUUUGGAUGAAAACUCACAAAACUACAGUUUAUCAUCAUUUAAACUGUCAACAAUAGAUCUUUAAGACGAUCAUGCUGGAGAAGAUCACCAGUCCUAAACUCCAGCUCGCCCAUUAAAGCAAUAUAUGUUGGCGUCACUUUACAAAGUAACUGACUCAGCAAAGUUUUUAUCUUAUUCAUAUUAUUUAGUUAUUAAAUGAGUCUGGCUGUUGUUUAUGAUUUUCUCUCAGUUUAAAGUGAGUGAACAAAUACCAACGACCUGAUGAUUACCUGACCUUAAUCAAAGCACGUCAAACAUCUCCAGUCCCGUCAGCUUUCAGUCACGUCUCAGAGGUGUCUGGAAUAAAGACGGAUACAAGCCCUAAAGCCAGUCUUACUUUGUUUAGGACACUAGAUGAUGCAUCAAAUGGUUACUUUUAUUUUGGUGGAUCCCUGCCCAAUUAUCAACUAAAAGAAAAAAUCCCUAGUUCUGCCUGAUGCCUUGUAAACACUUACAGGUGAUUACGUAGAGGAAAUCAAAGACCAUGUGCUUUUUCAUGAGAUAUUAUAUUACUACAGGCUAAACUAACAAACACGUGUUUGUAUUUGUAUGAGCAGUGUGUAAUUAUAUACAUAGUUAUUUUGAUCUCAUGUAAAAUCUGAGUUAUUUUGAUCUCAUGUAAAAUCUGGUUUGUGAUCACCUGAAUUUAUUUGAUCCCAAUGCCUUUCACUUAAUUAUUGCAUCACGUUCCAAAAAUGCAAAAAUGUAAUAAACUGCCGACGGGCAAUAAAGCAUUGCUGGAAAGUCUGAGGUGUGACUGAGAGCUGCAGAACAAUCUGCCUUUAAAAUGAAAUGAUCCUGCAUGGUGAUCCCAGAGUCAAGUCCUACGUCAACAAGCUGUUUUUCAAUCCGAGACCUCUGUGAUGUGGGUGCAAUAAGACCUGGAGCCAGCGGGGGACGCUGGUUGAGUUUUAGUAAUUGGCGAGACAGUUGGGAAAUCACUUUAGAGAACGAACUGGAAUCAUAAAAAAUGAGAGUUCUCUGUGGAUGUGUUUAACUGAAGAACAGCAAGCUGCUCAAAGAUGAAAAAGAUGAUUUUUCAAAAUCUGGUUAGUGAGAAAAAAAGAUUUAAUGUUCAAGUAGAAAAACUGGUUUUAACGUAGAGAAAUACUUCAUAUUCAUGCAUUCAUCCCAAAGUCUACUUCUGCACCUGUUGUUCUGAUUCAGUGAAAACACACCUGCUUAUACUUGGUUUACACAGACAAGUAUUAAUAGUCAAGCUGCAACAUUUUUCUAUCAAACAUUAUUUUUAUUUAUAUGAAGCUGUUUUUAGGUCAGAUGUGGAGUCACUUCUGUUUCCCGUCUUCCUGCCUCCUCCUGAACAACUUGAAGCUUCUCAGUCUUCCAGUGGUGCACAAACACAUCACGACAAAUACACUGCCGUGGAAAAAGUGUUUGCUCUAUUACAGAUUUGUCCGUUUCUGGAAAAUAUUCUGUGGAGACAAAAGUAGAGCUGUUUGAAAGUGUGUGUCCCGUUGCAUCUGCUGUAAAAUCAACACCAACACAUGAACAAUCAAACCUGGUGGUCUAGGGCUACUUCGGGAACCCUGAUUUAGUCUUAAUGGAGAUAAUAACUGACCUUUGACCUUAAACAGGUCGCUAAUGCCAGAAAAACCUCUGUUGUGGUUGGAUUAAAGCAAUUCUGUGAGGAAGAGUAGGAUUAAAAUCCUCUACAGUGAAAUGAGAGACUCCUCACCAGCUAUCACAGACUCUUGACUGCAGUUGUCAUCAGUGUUAGAAUAAAUGAUCUGAAAUGAAAAGAAACAAAACACUCUUCACAGCAACGUUUACAUGUGUGUGUUUAUCUAUGCACUAGUUAGUCUCUCCUGUGAUUCAUCGACAUGUACAAAGAGUGAAUUCCAUUCUGAUUUACCCCCACUGAGGUAACGCUUGCCUGUUAAACUUCCUCCUCUGUGCAAUGAUGUCAUCCUUAUGCAAUAAUGUACAGAUCAGCUGUUUUUGGUGUUACGUUUCUUUCAGGUUCCUCAUCAGUUAAACGGAUUUCUGGAAGGUUUAGUGCUGAAACCUGUUUCAGAGUGAAGUUGUGAGAGAUGCACUGGUGAAACUGACAUUGUGGGUUUGUGAGUGUUUGAAUGAAUGUUGGGUUUGAUCACGCUCAUUUCAAAAUAAAAGCUUAUUUUGAACACCCACAUUCUGGCAUCAAAAUAAUGCAAAUGUUGAAAGAACAGUUCACUCAAACUACUGCACACAGAACAAAUCCGUGAACUCUGCUGUGCAGAUAUUUGAUGUUUUUAACACAUUAAGCUGUGUGUUACCAUGGUGACAUUCAGAUACUGUAAAUCGAAUUUCCUGCUGAUGUUGAAUGAGUCUAAACCAAACUACAGAUGUAAAUCUCAUUAUAAUUCAUGUACAGUAUUUAUUUCUGUGAACUUGUUUCUUAAUGAGAGUAACGAUGAUGAAAUCAAAACUACAAAUGCAAACUAUAGAGACAGUAACACAUUUAGCUUAUUUUGCCACUUCUGUUUUAUUAGUUUUACAUUAAAAAUGGCUGUACAUUCAACUUUUCAACAGGGUAAUAUUUGAGGUAUUUUAUUUUGUAAUGAUGAUUUGAAAUGAGUUCAAACAUUUUCUUUAAAAAUAAAUGGCUUCACAACA